AUGGUAUUAUGUACACCCAACCUCACGUUCACUCUCUACCGCCCUUUUGGCUACCGGCAAAUGUUCACGGCCAACGCAGCCAAUGUCCAACAUAUGCUCAAAACCCACUUCUCUAACUACCGCAAAGGAGAUGUUUUCCGAAAAACAUUGAAAGAUUUUCUUGGCGAUGGCAUAUUCAAUGCUGAUGGUGACAAUUGGAAAUUUCAACGACAAGUUUCGAGCCAUGAAUUCAACACCAGAUCUCUGCGUAAUUUCGUUGAAACUGUAGUUGAUUCUGAGCUAGCCGAUCGCCUAAUACCGAUUCUCAAAAAUGCUGCAGCUAACAAAAUUGUGCUGGACUUUCAAGAUAUACUCCAAAGAUUUGCCUUUGAUAACGUUUGCAAGAUUGCUUUCGGGUAUGAUCCUGCAUAUUUGUUACCAUCACUUCCGCAGGAAAGGUUUGCUGUUGCGUUUGGAAGUGCUGUUACACUCAUCAGCGAAAGAUUCAACUCAAACAUCCCUUUCAUAUGGAAAAUCAAAAGGGCUCUUAACGUAGGAUCUGAAAAGCAGUUGAAGAUUGUUGUAAACGAAGUCCGCGAAUUUGCAAAAUCAAUAAUCAAAGAGAAGAAACACGAACUUCAAGAAAAUACCUCCAAAGAAUCUGUUGAUCUUCUGUCCAGAUUCUUGAGUUCUGGCCAUUCUGAUGAAGAUUUUGUUACUGAUAUAGUGAUAAGUUUUAUACUAGCUGGCCGUGACACUACUUCUGCUGCAUUAACAUGGUUUUUCUGGUUGCUUUACAAUAAUCCAGAAGUGGAAAUUGAGAUUCUGAAAGAGAUUAAAGAAACAUCAGAAGGAACAGUUUAUGAGGAAGUGAAGGAUAUGGUUUAUAUUCACGCUUCGCUUUGCGAAAGCAUGAGAUUAUAUCCACCAGUCCCUGUGGACACAAAAUCAGCAGUGAAUCAUGAUGUUUUACCAGAUGGGACUGUGGUGAAGAAGGGUACAAGAAUAAGCUAUCAUCCCUACGCAAUGGGGAGGGUUGUGAAAGUGUGGGGGUCUGACUGGAAGGAUUUCCGCCCCAGAAGGUGGCUAGAGGCGGCAGAGGAAGCUGCUGGAAAAUGGAGAUUUGUGGGCAAGGAUAGCUUUACAUAA
This is a messenger RNA of Fraxinus pennsylvanica, 1128 nucleotides long. Lineage: Eukaryota; Viridiplantae; Streptophyta; Magnoliopsida; Lamiales; Oleaceae. The record is from the annotation of a GenBank genome assembly.